This is a messenger RNA of Ceratosolen solmsi marchali, 1585 nucleotides long. RefSeq names its product titin. NCBI's taxonomy places the organism in Eukaryota, Metazoa, Arthropoda, Insecta, Hymenoptera, Agaonidae. The coding region runs from base 29 to 1585 and encodes 518 amino acids. The record is from RefSeq and is a predicted model, not a curated record. The transcript is spliced from 9 exons.
AUUUAAUUAAAUAGAAGGCAUUUGAAAAAUGGAUAUGUGUAAAAUUCCUGAUGGACUUCAUGAACUUUGCGCGGAUAUAUCGAUGGAGGUAUUGCGAAUACAGCCAGAUGAUAUUUACUCUUUUGUAGCAAAUUACUUGGAUAUCCUUUUGAUUACUCGUGAAAACACUAAGUUUGCAGUAAAAAUUGUACGAGACAUUGUGCUGAAUAGUGAACAGAUUGUUGAAGUCUUAAGUUCUAGUGGUCUUGACAUAAAGAAAAUUGCCGCGGCAGCUCCACGACUACAAGAAGCAUUCAGAACGUAUUUAUAUGUAGUAGACAUUGCAAAAAAAAAAUGUGGCUGUGACAACGACGAACUUGAUAAAAGUGAAAUAUCAAUAUGCCGAAUUUUGAAAGAAACUGGAGCUCCUUCCGACCAGGCACGACUAGUCGCAAAAAAUAUACAAGCUAUAUUCCGAAGACAUUAUGAACAAGUAUUAAUUGCCGAAGGAAGAAGUGAAAUUCAAUGGGAAAGGGCAGACUUGAAAACCAGGCAUAUUUUAUUAAAAAUUGGUAUUACGGAAGCCAUUGCUAAUGAAGCUGCUUUAACUAUUCAACAGAGCAAUACAAAGUAUAAUGUCUCUAAAGGAGAAACGGACGUAUCUGCUUGGUUGGACAUGAUGUUCGAAGAAGUUGGGCUCACUUUUUCAAAAGCUCAAUCAGCAGCAAAUAUAAUCCAGGUAUCGCAUACAAGUAUAAAACAACAAUUGAUAAAGAAAUUCGUUAAUACGUAUACAAGGUUCUACAAUAUUUUUCAUAUUACUUAUUCAUAUUUCACACGAUCGACAGCAUAUCGGAAAUAUCGAAAUAAAACAAAAAUGAAAACUGAUAAUAAUCAUUUGGAUAGCUCGAAGGGAAUGAAAGAAAGUGAAUUAGGAAAAUCACAAGCAGAAAAUAAAAAAGAUGUUGAAUUAAGUGAAGUUGUUCCAGAAAUUAAAGAGGUUAAGAAAGAGAAAAUGGAAAAUAAAAAGGAUGAUGGGAAUAACGAGGGCGAGGAAGCUAAGGUUGAGGAGCUAGCGGAUUUGAAAAUAAAGAAUGAAAAAGAUGAUACACAAACUGAAAUUGUCGAGCAAAUUAAUAUGCCAGUAGAACCGAAAAUAGAGGAUGAAAAAAAUUAUAGGACGAAUGCAGCGAGAGACGAGAAUGUUGAAAUUACUCGAAUAAUGGAUGAACCAGUCAAACCAAAAUCGGAAAAUGAAGUGAAAAACGAGAAGAUUGAAACCACUGAGAAAGUGGAUGAACCGAUAGAACCGAAAACGGAAAAUAAUGAAAUUGAUAAGAUGACUGAAACCGGUGCAAUGGUCAAUGAGCCAGUAAAAUUAAAAACGGAAAAUGAAGGGAAUGACGAGCAGACCGAAGCCGCUACAGUAGUGGAUAAACCGGAUAUGAAAGUAAAAACAAAAAUGGAAAAUGAGGCGAACGACGAGAAGGCUGAAAUUUCACCAAAAGUGGAAGUAAAAAUGGAAAAUGUAACGAAUGACAAGGAGAUUGAAACCACUACGAUAGUGAAUGAAAGCGUUGAACCUAAAACAGGAAAUGUAGAAUAA